This is a messenger RNA of Metopolophium dirhodum (rose-grain aphid), 870 nucleotides long. RefSeq lists its product as uncharacterized. The coding region runs from base 1 to 870 and encodes 289 amino acids. The record is from RefSeq and is a predicted model, not a curated record. The transcript is spliced from 3 exons. NCBI's taxonomy places the organism in Eukaryota, Metazoa, Arthropoda, Insecta, Hemiptera, Aphididae.
AUGGGCGUUUCAACUAUUGGAACAAUUGUACGUGAGACAUGUGAAGUAUUGUGGACAAUUCUUCAGCCCAAAGAAAUAGUAGUGCCGACCAUGCAAGAUUGGUUAGACAUAGCAGAGGGGUUUUAUAGUAAAACUCAGUUCCCCAACUGUGUAGGGGCUGUAGACGGGAAACACAUCCGACUAGAAUGCCCCCCUAAAAGUGGUACUUUAUACUACAACUAUAAGCAUUUCUUCUCUAUAAUACUCAUGGCAAUCUGUGAUGCAACCUAUUGCUUCACGAUUAUAGAUGUGGGGUCAUAUACUCAUAUGGCAAGGAGAGUGAUUGCAACAUUUUUAAGAAAUCGUCAUUUGGAAAAAAAUUAUACAAUGGUAAAGUCAAUUUUCCCCAACCUCAAUGUUUACCAGAAGAUGAUGGUGGUAUUCCUCAACCCUACGGCGAGACAGAAUAAAGAAUGUACGUUCGGUAUUUUGUCUAACAAAUGGAGGGUUUUUCAUACAGCCUUAUUAGUAGAACCAGAUUUUGGAGUUGCUAUUACCAAAGCGUGUUGUGUUUUGCACAAUUUCGUUAGACGCAGAAAUGGAUUUUAUCCCGAAGAUACAAAGACUUGUGAUAUGGAGGAUGUAAAUCAAAAAAUAGGUGUUGGGAACUCGACAUCUGUUGCAAAAGACGUAAGAGAUUAUUUUGUCGAUUAUUUUAAUCAGCCAACUCAUGAACUAUGUUGGCAAAACAAGAUCCUAAUACCUUUCGUGCUCCCGAGCUACGGUAAAAAUAUAUUCAAAAGAACUAAUUUCUUCCCUGAAUAUCUUAUAUUUAACGGGUCAUCCCCGAACACGUUACAUAUUGGUGGAGGCGCCGAAGCUCUUAAGUAG